AUGGUGAUUUCGAGCGACGGAAGUGACGUGGGCGGCUCAAACGCGGCGGAAGUGAUGGGAGACCUGCUGUCGGAGUCGGAGUUCGAGGAUUUGGUUCAUUUUUCUGCGCACGAGUUUCCCGCGCGUGGGUAUGAGGUCAUGGAGGAGAUACGACGUCAGGGCAAACUAUGUGACGUCACACUCAAGGUUGGGGAGCAUAAGUUCAGUGCCCACAGAAUCGUACUCUGCGCCUCCUCUCCGUAUUUUCACGCCAUGUUCACCUCCGACAUGUCAGAGAGCAAACAGGAGGAAAUCCUACUGCAGGGGCUGGAUCCAGGAGCUCUGGAGGCCCUCAUAAACUUCUCCUACAGUGGACAUCUGACCAUUGACCAGCAGAACGUGCAGAACCUCCUGAUUGGAGCCAGUUUCCUCCAACUGCAGAACGUGAAGGAGGAGUGCUGCUCCUUCCUCCAGCAGAGGCUGCAUCCGAAGAACGUUCUGGGUGUUCGCUCCUUCGCAGAGUCGCUCAUGUGCACCGCGCUGUAUGAAGCUGCCAACAGUUUCCUCCAUCAGAACUUUGUGGACGUCUCAGAGUCGGACGAGUUUCUGGCGCUGAGUUUGGAGCAACUUCUGGAGCUGACGGGCUGCGACGAGCUCAACGUCACACAUGAGGAACAGGUCUUUGACGCGGUCUUGUCCUGGGUCCACCAUGUCCCCUCCAGACAGGACGUCCUGCCCGAGCUCCUGCAGCAGAUCCGUCUCCCUCUGUGUCGACCGCAGUAUCUCUCCAAUGUGGUUCAACAGGACAGACUGCUGCGCUGCUGCCACAAGUGCAGGGAUCUGGUGGACGAAGCGAAGGACUUCCACCUGAUGCCAGAGCUCCGCCCUCUUCCUGCCUUUAAGCUCCGCCCCCGGGUUUGCUCCUCUCUGAGUGGUCUGUUGUAUGCAGUGGGUGGGCUCAGCAGCACAGGCGACUCUCUGAAUCUGGUUGAAGUCUUUGAUCCUGGGGCGAACGUGUGGGAGCCGUGUCAACCAAUGAAAACAGCCCGCAGCAGAGUGGGCGUGGCCGUGGUCAACGGUCUGCUCUACGCCAUUGGAGGAUAUGACGGCCAAUCACGGCUCAGUACCGUGGAAGUUUACAACCCCGAGACGGACAGCUGGGCUAGAGUGGCGAGUAUGAGGAGUCAGAGGAGUGCUAUGGGGACCGUUGUGUUGGAUGGACACAUUUACGUUUGCGGAGGAUACGACGGGAAAUCAUCUCUGAACUCAGUGGAGUUUUAUUCACCAGAGACAGACAGAUGGACUCCGGUUGCACCGAUGAGCGUGAGCCGCAGUGCAGCGGGAGUUGCAGUGUUCGACGGACAAAUUGUAGUGUCGGGCGGCCAUGACGGUCUACAGAUCUUUAACACGGGGGAGUCAUUCUGCCGCCACACCGGUCGCUGGGAGACCUUUUCCUCCAUGUUGAAUAAACGCUGUCGUCAUGGCGCCGCGUCACUCGCUGCUCAGAUGUUUGUCUGUGGCGGGUACGACGGCUCUGCGUUUCUGAGCAGCGCCGAGGUCUUUAGCUCUCACAGCCGACAGUGGAGCCUCCUGGUGGCCAUGGCGACACGCCGCAGCCGGGUCUCGCUGGUCACCUCGGGGGGGCGGCUCUUUGCGUUGGGAGGGUACGAUGGCCAGUCAAACCUUAGCUCGGUGGAGACCUUCUGUCCUCUGAUUGGUCGCUGGAGUUUCUGCGCCCACAUGAGCUGCCAUCAGGGCGGUGUAGGGGUGGGUUGUGUCCCUCUGCCGCUGUCAUGA
Molecule: messenger RNA, 1776 nt
Organism: Knipowitschia caucasica
Lineage: Eukaryota; Metazoa; Chordata; Actinopteri; Gobiiformes; Gobiidae
Source: the annotation of a GenBank genome assembly